AUGCUCAGCGCCUUUCCCGUCCAGCGCGAGUUCAGCAACAUGAGCAGCCUGCACAAGGCGCUGCGCGUGUCCGAGCCCACCGGGAUCCAGCGCUUCAGCUACUUUAUCUCGGUGCCGCUGCGGUACGGCCUCCCAUUGUACGGCACCUCAGCCCUGCUGCACUGGCUCAUCUCCCAGAGCCUCUUCUUGGCACGCAUCACAGCCGUCCUUCAUAUUGGGCUGAUGGCGGUAGUCGGGAUUGUGCUCAUCGGCUUCCGCACCUACGACGGAACGAUGCGGAUGGUCUCCAUAGACAGCGGGGCCAUCAGCGCGGCCUGCCACGCUCUGGAAGGAGGCUGGGAGAGUGGCUAUGUGCUCCCGGUGGAGUGGGGUGUUUUCAAGAGCCGACCAGGUGUCGGCAAGUGCGCCUUCACAACUGCGCCAAAGCACGAGAUGCGCGAUCCCGUCCCCGGGAGUUUUUACAUUUAG
Lasiosphaeria miniovina is the source of this 468-nucleotide messenger RNA. RefSeq lists its product as uncharacterized. Lineage: Eukaryota; Fungi; Ascomycota; Sordariomycetes; Sordariales; Lasiosphaeriaceae. The record is from RefSeq and is a predicted model, not a curated record. The coding region runs from base 1 to 468 and encodes 155 amino acids. The transcript is spliced from 2 exons.